AGCCUCUUGAAACGACUGGUCGUUAAGCUCAUACCAUGUUGAAACGACUGGUCGUUCAGAAACAAAUUGUCGAUAUCUGUGUGUUAAACCCUAGAUCACGCAGAUGCUGGCAGAUCACACCGCAACAUCCAUGGACUGUGAGGGGAAGAUAAGCAUAUACAGAGCAGUGAGAACCAUAAAACGAAGAGACAACACUCUCUACAAUGCUUUGAGAUCCAUAUACGAAGAUUCGAUUUUUGUUGGCGAGAUCUCCCAGCUAUGGCCCGACCUUCCCCUUCUCUCCAACCUCCGCUGCGGCCUCUGGUACUCUUCCAAAUUCUACGCUACUUGCUACUUCAAAUCAACCGAUGGCCACACCAAUAAUUGGUCAUUUAACACCUCUCGGCUCAACCUUCAUGUUGCCCAGCUUGCUGGGCAGAAAGGAGGGUGUAUCAUUGUUGACUCUACUCGGAAAGGGAAACGGUUUCCAGAUAGCAUGUCAAAAACAAUACCCAUUUGGACUUGUGUUUUGAAUCGCUCCAUUCUUAACCAUAUCAGCAAAAUGCGAGAUUGUGGGACGAUAAUGCAGGAGGAGGCUGAUUCCUCUAAGCAUGCUGAAUAUACAAGAAUGCUUUCUCAUAAUUGGGAUUGUUCUCUGCAUCUUCCCCUUUGGGUCCCCGAAACAGAGAAAGCAGCUAUUGAGGAACGCAUAGACGGGUGGACUAAACAGUUGGAAGACAGUGGAGCUGAUAUUGCCUCAGUUGCAUCAUGCUUGAAAAAGCCUCUACGACCUCUUUGGAUAUCACAAAAGACUGUCAUCUGGUUGAAUGAAGUACCUGAUCAUGAUUCCUGGGAUUUCACUCCUAUUAUCCUUGUUUCAACCUCCCCUUCAAGCAGCAUUUAUCAACACCGGACUACCUCUGAGUUUAGCUGGAGUUAUAUAGCAGGAGCUGGAGAUGAUGAAGAAAGUUGGGCAAGGGGGCUCUCACCCAGUCUUUUCUGGAAACAUGCAUUUGAUUUAAUAAGUUCAGGGCCUGAUCUGUGUAACCAGAAGGUGGCUGAUAUUGUUGAAAAGGACAGAGUAUAUCGUGCUCAAAGGGGACAAAAUGCUCCUCAGGUGACUUUGAAGCCUCUAGAAAGGUUAGACAACAUGGCUGAUUUUUCUCAAGUAGACUCCUCAUCAUCUUUGGAUCUAUUUAAUGGGAAUAUUACUCUAAUGUCUUGCAACAAAGAUCAUACGAUGUUUUGGCUAGGCUCGACUAAUCUUGCAUUGGGCACAACUCAACUUGCUGCACACAUUUCUGAUGUUGAUUGCAUCUUGAACUGCGAUCAAGAAUCCUUCCACACCCAUAUACAAGAUAGUAAAACAUAUUUGCAGCUUCCGAUGUUGAGCUCAAAACUGGAUCGUUUUUCCAUAUUAAGCAAUCUCCCUGUUGCAGUCAGCUUUGCAAAGUCAAAUCUUGGCAAAGGGAAUAGACUUCUAGUUUGUUGCCACAAUGGGGAAGAUAUCAGCGUGUGUGUUUGUCUUGCAAUUUUGACUUCAUUAUUCAGUGAUGCAGGAACCUUUGAUGAUGGAGAAUCCUACAGAAAUACACGAAUUACUAAGUGGGAGAUGAGGCGGAGACUUGUUUUCAUCUGUAAAUUUGCAGUGAGUGCUCGUCCAUCUAGAGGAAAUUUGAAACAGGUCUUUGCAUUUCUGACUGGACAAAGAUCGCCCUCUUCACGUUCACAUUGUAGGAAUGCUAACCAGGAAGAAUGUUGCUAAAUGGAAACAAAAUGGGAAUUGUGGCAGUCUCUUGUUUUAACCAGUGAAUCUGCAGUAAAAGCUGAAUCAUCACUUCCCUUCUGGAGAAAGAUCAGACUCUUUACUUUCACAUUGUAGGGAUGUAAAGGAAGAAUGUUGCUGAGUGGGAGGUGCAGUGGCAUCUUGUUUUAUCUGUAAAUUUACAGAAAGUUCAAUUAUCCAGAGGAAAUUUGAAACAGAUCUGACUUCCCUUUCAUGGCAAGUAUUGAAAUGUUAUUAUUCAGGAAAAAGAGAGAAACAAAAGUUCACAUUCGGUUCUACCUCAA
Hevea brasiliensis (rubber tree) is the source of this 2049-nucleotide messenger RNA. Its product is annotated as tRNA A64-2'-O-ribosylphosphate transferase. Bases 104 to 1744 code for a protein of 546 amino acids. Lineage: Eukaryota; Viridiplantae; Streptophyta; Magnoliopsida; Malpighiales; Euphorbiaceae. Gene Ontology annotation, biological process: charged-tRNA amino acid modification. Gene Ontology annotation, molecular function: tRNA adenosine(64)-2'-O-ribosylphosphate transferase activity. Gene Ontology annotation, cellular component: cytoplasm. The transcript is spliced from 7 exons. The record is from RefSeq and is a predicted model, not a curated record.